Paramecium sonneborni is the source of this 602-nucleotide messenger RNA. Lineage: Eukaryota; Ciliophora; Oligohymenophorea; Peniculida; Parameciidae. The record is from the annotation of a GenBank genome assembly.
AUGAUUCCAUUUAAAAAAUUAGCUUCACUUUUCAUACGUACUUUUUCUAAACCUGUUGCCAAUAUUAUUAAAAGAUAUGCUCUUAAUAAUAAUAAUAAGAGAUCUUAUUUAAGAAGAAUAGUCAGAAAUAGUUUUAUUUUUCUUGGAAAUAAAUAUCAUAAAUUUGAUAUGUAUAUAGAAAGAGCUUCAAUUGGUUAAUCAAGUGAAUAAAUAUUUGUUAAACCUUUAACAAAUGAAGCUGCAUUUAUGAAAGGUUUUUUAAUAUUUUACAUAUUUUUAUAUAGGCACAGAUCUAUUUUCAGAUUUAUUUAUAUAUUCAUGUGUUUUAGGAUUACCUUUAUAUGAAAUCAUUAGACAAUCCAAUGAAUCUGCCAAAAAGGAAGCCCGAGAAGAUGAAAAAUUAGAAAAAUUAUCAAAAGUACUCCAACAAUUUUCACUAUUAGGAAGUUGAAGAAUUAGAGUUAAUUGAAUCAAAAAUUAAAGAUAAAUAAUUUUAACUAACAUAAUUAAAUUAAUAACUUAUUGAAUAAAUAUUGUCAACGAGUUACCAAUUUUAAAAACAAAUAGCUAGAAUGUGUAGAGAUUUAAAUUAGAAUUAAUGA